Messenger RNA from Saccoglossus kowalevskii, 516 nucleotides. RefSeq lists its product as uncharacterized. The record is from RefSeq and is a predicted model, not a curated record. NCBI's taxonomy places the organism in Eukaryota, Metazoa, Hemichordata, Enteropneusta, Harrimaniidae.
AUGAAUGAGGAGAAUGAGUGGGAUCAGGAUGUGGAGGCUGAUCUGGUGGAAGGGCCAGUUGAAAGAGUGAGUCGAGAAGAAGUAGUGAAGGCAAUCAGAGACAUGAAAACUGGAAAGGCUGCUGGACCCUCGGAAGUGAGCGCGGAGAUGAUUUUUGCAAGUGGAGACAUAGGGAUUGGUGUGAUAAUGGAGUUAUGCCAGAGAGUUUUAGAUGGAAGAAGAAUGCCUGAGGAGUGGGAAGUGAGUGUGGUAGUACCAAUUUUUAAAGGAAAAGGGGAUGCAAAGAGUUGUGGCGCGUAUAGGGGCGUGAAACUAUUAGAGCAUGCAAUGAAAAUUGUGGAGAGGGUGAUAGUGAAUAGAAUCCGGAAAUUAGUGGAAGUGGAUGAGAUGCAGUUUGGUUUUAUGCCAGGGAAAGGAACAAUUGAUGCAGUGUUUAUUCUGAGGAGGAUGCAAGAGGAAUAUCGUGCAAAAGGGAAGAAACUGUAUGUGUUUUGUGGAUUUAGAGAAGGCCUUUGA